AUGUCAGGAGGUGUCGAUUCUAGUGUUGCAGCAGCUUUGUUAAAAAAUAAAGGAUUGGAUGUUGUUGGCAUUUUCAUUCGAAAUUGGACGCAGGAUGGUGAUUUUUGUUCUUCUCAAAAAGAUUUUUUAGAUGUUCAAAAAGUUUCAAGAGUAUUAUCAAUGCCAGAACCUUAUUAUGUUGACUUUUCUCGAGAUUAUUGGAAUUUUGUUUUUCAGCCAGCUCUUGAUUCAUAUAAAAAUGGAUAUACUCCAAAUCCUGAUGUGGAUUGUAAUAGUUAUAUUAAAUUUGGCUCUUUAUUUAGAAAAGUUCAACAAAUAGUUCAAGAGAAGUAUCCAUAUUGUAAUAGAUGGUGGAUUGCAACUGGGCAUUAUGCUACAGUUAAAACACAUAUUCCAACGUCUUCAUCACAUUUAUUGCGUUCGAAAGAUAUGAAUAAAGAUCAAUGUUUGUAUUUAUCAAAAAUUUCUCAAAGUUCUCUUCGUCGAACUCUUUUUCCUUUAUCUAAUUUUACAAAGCAUGAAGUUCGUAGAAUUGCAAAAAAUUUUUUAUUGCCAACAGCAAAUAAAAAAGAAUCACAAGGACUUUGUUUUGUAUCUCCAAAUACGGGUAGACAUUUUGCAAAUUUUUUAACUAACUAUCUUAGCCCUCAGCAGCUAACAUAUAUUGAUAUUUCUACUGGAAAUGUUAUUUCUAUUUCUUCAGAUAAAGGUAUAUGGAGUACUACUAUUGGUGAAUCAUCAAGAAUUUCAGUAUCACAAACAAAAAAUAAGAUUAAUAGAAAAUGGUUUGUUGCUAAUAAAGAUGCAUCAAAAGGUAUUGUGUAUUUGUGUGAAGGGUGGGAUAAUCCUGCAUUAAUGAAAAAUGUUAUAUAUUGUAAAUCAUGGCAUUGGAUAGAUUCAUCUUUAGAAGAGUACGGUGAAUUUAUCGGACAAAUAAGACAUAGGCAAGAACCUCAAAGGUGUUAUGUGAGCAAGUAUAAAGAUAAUAUGAUAAAAAUAGAGUUCGAAAAAAUGCAACGAGGAAUCGCCCCUGGACAAAAUGUAGCAAUUUGGAAAGAAAAAGUGUGUUUAGGUGGAGGAGUUAUACAUCAAACAGAAUAA
Molecule: messenger RNA, 1101 nt
Organism: Pneumocystis jirovecii RU7
Lineage: Eukaryota; Fungi; Ascomycota; Pneumocystomycetes; Pneumocystales; Pneumocystaceae
Product: tRNA (5-methylaminomethyl-2-thiouridylate)-methyltransferase
Exons: 4
Coding region: 1-1101 (366 amino acids)
Biological process (GO): tRNA wobble position uridine thiolation
Cellular component (GO): mitochondrion
Molecular function (GO): sulfurtransferase activity
Source: RefSeq, a predicted model, not a curated record